AUGAAAUGUGCAAACAUUCUGUUGACAAACAAUGGAGGCCUGAAAAUUGCAGAUUUUGGAUUGACAAAUUUACAGAACCUCCUCAAGGCAGGCAGAGGGAUUCCGGCCUGGUCCGCUCCUGAGUUCAUUGAUACGAAAAGACAAGGAGAAUAUGGACUAACUAAAGCUGAUAUAUGGAGCCUUGGCUGCACUGUCUUGGAGAUGUUAACCGAAAAACUUCCAUACUCCGGUUUAGAAACUUGGUCGAUAUGGUAUCGGAUCGGACAAGGAUUUUGGGCAAUGUGUAAAGCAGUACUGUUAUCACAAUAUAAGGGUAUGGGAAGGGGAGAGUUAAUGGAAUCUGGAGAGCUUCUGCUGACAGUGCUUUGUUUCUUUAAUUUCCAAGAGAUCAAAGCAUUUCCAAGAAAGAUACAAUAUCCAGUUGUUGAUUUUCUGGUCAGUGGGCAUGAUGCCCAAUCAGCAUCACAGUAUGCAGUUCACUUGAAAUCAUUGUCAGCAUCACAGUAUGCAGUUAACUUGAAAUCAUUGGUUGCAGGGAAGAACAAGCCUUUUGAAGGAGUACCUUUCAAGUAUUUCAAGACAUGCAAUGCUGCUUUGUAG
Molecule: messenger RNA, 600 nt
Organism: Jatropha curcas
Lineage: Eukaryota; Viridiplantae; Streptophyta; Magnoliopsida; Malpighiales; Euphorbiaceae
Source: RefSeq, a predicted model, not a curated record